AUGGUUGCACCGCCUAGUCAGGAACGAACGCCGCUUCGGGCCGCCGAAAAUAGCACCGGCAGCAGUAGUGGACAGGCACAGCGAUCGAACCCGCCGCGCGACGGUCCUCGAUGGGGCGGCGACGGCGAGAACGUGAGACCAGCGGGGUGGACGGAUAACCCUGCUGCGGCAGGAGCAGCAGCAGCACAAGCGAGGGCGGGCGGCAGCGUUCUCGGAGUCCUCUCCGCAAGAAGUACCACCCAGCAGGGUGGCGGCGGCCCGGAAGUGGACAGCUACUCUCUGCUGCGUCCCGCUGGCGGUACCCCUCUCUCCGACAGACGGCAGGAGGCUGCAGCUGGCGUGAUGAACCCGGGCCAGACUCGGGGCCUGGAGCAUCAGCAGCGGUACGCUGGCGGGGAAGCCCGAGGCGGAACUGCCGAGUCGAAACGGGCAGCAUCGUCGGAAGCAGGAGACGUUGAACUGGAGAUGUGGAAGCUAGGGCUCCAGGUCGGCUCAAAUCUUGACGUGAAGGACACCGUGGACAAGUGGUGCGAGGCCACUGUCACCGCGGUGGACAGAGAGGCCGCCAGGGUUUACGUCUCCUACACCUACUGGGCACCAAAGUGGGACGAGUGGAUCAGCAUUGACUCCCCCUUUCUCGCCCCUGCGGGAACGAUGACAUACCAGCCGGGAGGUCCGCUUCGUGUUGGCCAUCGGGUGGAGGUCCUGGACGAAGCCAACCAAUUUUUACCCGCACGUUUUGGACACAAGUGGCUGGAAGCCGACGUGGUGGAAGCAGCCGAAGAUGGCCGCGCCCGCGUGCACUUCAAGGGCUACGCGAAGAAGUUUGACGUCUGGGUGUCGCCGCGCGGGGGCAGGGUCCGCCAAUACGGGCCGCAUCGGGUCGCGGCGAAGGGGGGCAACAGGUCCUCUGCAAGGCAGGCUUCGCUCGCCCCCGGGCAGCAGCACGUGCGGCAGAUCGCCCAGCUCAGCAGCCGGUACGAGCACUACCGGCGCGCUUUGGGCAGCCGCGGCCUGCGUGUGGUGCCGGUAGAGGGCGACGGCAAUUGCCUGUUCCGCAGCGUGAGCCACCAGGUGUACGGUGACGACAACCACCACAGGCUGGUGCGAGCGCGCUGCAUGGACUACAUGGAGAGCGAGGCUCACUUUUUCGAGCCUUACGUAGAGGGAGAUAUGGCUGCGUUCCUGCGGUAUCUGGAAGUGAAGAGGCAGAACGCGGUGUGGGGUGACGAUCCGGAGGUACAAGCUCUCUGCGAGAUCUACGAUAGGCCGGCGGAGAUAUGGGCGUACGAUCCUCAGCUCGGUGCCAAGACGCUACGCACGUUCCACGAAGCCGCCGGGAGCGCGGGCGGACGGCACGGAUCGCCCCGACCCCCGAUGCGCCUGAGCUACUACGGCGGCGGGCACUACGACUCCGUGGCCCCCCUGGACAGCCAACCCCCGCUCGUCGGCGACGCGGCGGGGCCAGCGGGCGCUAGCGCCUCGGCCGGGAGCGGGGGCGCGGGGGGGGUGGGGGAGUCGGGGGCGGCUGCAGGCGCCGCUGAUGCCGUUUCGCCCGCCCCAGAGCCGGGGCAGCUGGAGGAGGCGGCGCUUGAGCGGUCGAAGAUACGAGCGGCUGAGGUCGGCAGCGGCAGGUGGGAUCUGGAGGAGAUGAAGAUGCGGAAGGACGACGAGAACUCUCCGGCGGGCCGAGCUGCCAUGGAUCACGCUUUGGCAUGGAGCAGAAACGUGUUUGAGGCACAGUUUGACGACUUGGACAGCGCUCUUGUCGCCAGCGUCGACCACAUGGAGCAGUCCAACCUUAGUUCGCUCGAGGCCGCAUCGCGAGACAGCGAGCUCGUUGUGCUGCAGGAGGAGAUGCUGCGCACGGCGCAGGCCCAGAGCGAGGAGGAGCAGCUUCGGAACGCCCUCGAAGCCUCGCGCAACAGCGCCGCGGCGGCUGCGGCCGAGGAAGACCUGGUACGCCAGGCUAUGGCCGAGUCCAUGGGCGCUGGCGCCGCUGGAGCAGCUGGCGGCGGCGGCGCAUCUGCUUCUGGCGUUUGCGUGGACGGCGGUAACGCGAGAGGGGACGUGGGGAGCCCCGCUGCGACCGCCGCCGCCGCCGCAAGCCACAGUGCUGCUGCCGGUGACUUUGCGACGGCGAAGGUCGCGGAGCAACAGCCGCCAAAACAGCAGCAGCAGCAGCAGCAGCAGGGCCGAGUCGCAGCUGCAGGGGCCGCGGACGUGGGGCAGGAGGACGAGGAGCUGAAGAAAGCCUUACUGAUGUCGGGGAUGGCGGCGGGGGGCGCGUGGGAAACGUUGCCGGCGGAAGCCGGGGGGCCGGCGAAGGGGUUCGGCGUUGACGACUUGGAAGAAGACGACGCCCAGCUUAGACUUGCGAUUGAGGCCUCGCUAGCCGGCGAGUGAAUAUGGGGUCGCGAUCUAUUUAGUAACUUGUUCGGUCGGCCGGCGGGUGUGCUGUUGGUGUGUUUGUUCAUGUCACUGCGGUAGGAGAGAGUGGAGGCGGAUCUUACACACUGUAUAUAUAGGGAGUCACUGCUGUCGGGGUGGCUUGCGUGCGUGCUGUUGUCCGCGUUUUGCGCGAGAGCCAGAACAAUGAAGUCUGCCGUAGAACACUUGCUGUUACAUAAAGUGUUCUUUUGAGUCUUGCGCUCGUCGUUGUGCUCUGUUUGGUGUUUGCUUGGCCUGUAGUUUCAUUUAGUUCUCAGUGCUGGAGCGAUCGAUCUAUUGCAACUCAUCCUACCUCACUCCUUUCUUUUGCCGCCAUGGUAGAGCACCAGCAGCAGCCGACGAGCUCCAGGCCGGUGAUUUGCGGCCGCCAUUGCCCGCCUUCUUGGUUGCUUGUUCAUCAUGUCGCUGACUGCUACGCAUUCAUGUUUUGUCUUGUUGUUGCCAUGUCGGUUUACGUCAACUUCCAAGGAACUUGGCGAUGAUAUAUCUGUGUUGCAGGAAGGACCACUCCAUUCUGUACGCUCUGUCGCCUUCUUUUCGUCCGAUUGUGGGAAGCGCGUGUGUGUGCUUUUGUUGGUAGUUUUUUUCCACCGUUGAUGUUGCAGGGAAGAGAGCAGCGGUGUCGGUGUGCUUUGUGCACGUGAUAAGUUUUCUACGAUGUCGUUGUGCGACAC
Messenger RNA from Ectocarpus siliculosus, 3125 nucleotides. NCBI's taxonomy places the organism in Eukaryota, Phaeophyceae, Ectocarpales, Ectocarpaceae. The record is from the annotation of a GenBank genome assembly.